CGAAGGCGAGGCAUGUGUCAGAGAGGGAGGGAGGGGAUACAUGUCACGUUCAGGGGCCGUUUGGACCAAAACUUGUGGAAAGUUGUCAUGAGCCAAACAGUAUCCACUCUUGUCACAUCUUGACCUCUAUGGGUGGGUGUGGACCACCGCUGACCGCUGCAGAAACAGACAGGGAGUGUCCAGCGGCAGGAAUCUUGAACUCAAUAGCUGCAUUUCUGCUGGCUGAAUUAUCCGAGGCAUAUUGCUGAAUUUUAGUCCACCUCUGUAAACAGCAGAAGUCCACUUUCACUUUUUACACUUUCCGAGACGACCACGCCAUGGUGCACAAAUAUGGUGAGUACCGUUAACACAACUUUACCUUAACAUCUCCUCAUGUGGGAAAGUUUUGUUGUGAAGUUUGAGUUUCUGAAAAACGACAGCUCAUGUCCUCACGAAAGCUUCACCGGGAUUUAACAGUGCUUCACAAUCCCUUGAGAUUUGUCAUGUUCUGGAGGAACUGGAAUUUACCAUGUCUGAAACUGUGCAACAUUCGAGAAGCAUGUGUUUUACAGCUUUGAGCUUCUUCCUUGAUCAAAAUGUUCAGGAUCCAGUGAAGGGAAACUGUGAAGUAGUAGAAUUACCUCCGUGCAUCUUCUCUCUGCUGUUCCUCACCACCCACAGGGAUCAAAAACUGGCUCUACAGUCGUGUUGGAAGAGAAAAAAUAUCUUAAAUGUGAUCUGCGUGGAGAUGUAACAACAGUUUUGCAUUUAUACAUAACUGAGAUUAUUAUAAUGGAAAUGAUCUGUUUAAUUGGCUUAAAACUGUAGCCUGCCAUUACUUUUACAACUUAUUCAUGUUGACUUUUUAUGUUUUAACCAUGAUACUUUUGGGAUUAUUGUUAAAAAUCACUUGGUGUUUAAAGUUUUGGAGAUUGACUGUUUCAUUGAAGUGUGAAUUGACAAAAAAGUACAAAAUGGUGAAAGUUCACUGGUUCCAGCUUUGCGAGUGGACCUGACUUUUGGCUUCCCACUGAGUAUUUUUUGGUCUAAAAGAGGUCUAAUAGACGUCUAAAUGUAGCCUAGACAAUUGGUCUAAGAUCAGGCUACCACAGGUCUAAAAAUGCAAGUUUUUUAGACAUUUGAAUUUAGUCUAAGUUUAGGCUAGCUAGCUAACAGAGGUCUUACAGCCCACUGAGGAUUUUUUGGUCUAAAAGAGGUCUAAUAGAUGUCUAAAUGUAGCCUAGAUGAGUGGUCUAAGAUCAGACUACCACAGGUCUAAAAAUGAAAGUUUUUUUAAAUUUAGACUAAGUUUAGACUAGCUAGCUAACAGAGGUCUAACAGCCCACUGAGGAUUUUUUGCUCAAUGGCUAUCAUAAUUAUUUUGGCUAAGCAGCUCACAGUUGCUUUUUGAAAUAAAUAGUUAUCGAGUAAUGGGUUAAAGUGCAGUGUCGAAAUUCUGUCUGAAAAUAUACAGAAUAUACAGAAACUAGACGUCUAAUAGCCAUCUAUUGCUCAGUGGGUUAAUCAGUUAAUCAAGAAACUGUAUGAAGAGAAUCAUUUCAAGUUCCUGUCCCAGCUGAUCAGGCAGUUUUUCAGCUUUUUGCCAACAUGUGUAGGUCCUAUGCUGAUGUUGUGCUGAAACAUGGAUGUUUUUUUUUUGUGAGGCAGACACAGCACGAGCAGUGGAUCUACUCAGACGAUACCAGGCCGACUUGACCAGUCCAGAGGAGCAGGCACUGAAGACCAGUGUUGGUAAAGUGUCCUCCAUCUUGGGCAGCCAGCUGUUCCACGCCCUUCUUGGUAAGAAAUACUCAGUAAAGCUGCUUAUUUUGCAGAAGGGAGUCUUUCAAAACCCUACCCUCUAGCUAAAUUUCAUCAGGAUGGACUUUCUUAUGAACCUUUCCUGUUCACGCCCCCUUAUUUUUACAGAGGGGGAAGCAAUGUAUAGCUUCCUUGCACCAUACUCUCCUGUGAACUAUGUUGUCAGCCUCCGUGUUGUGCCUUUUGUGUUGUCAUGUGACUUUGUUUAGCCACGUAGAUGGAGUCAGGUUGUUUUAAUUCUCAUUGGGAGUCAACUGAUUUUAAAAGUUUUCCAAUUAGGUCCAAUGAAAGAGGCCUUUCAGUCAGGCUAACAGAGGAGAUCUGUAUCCCCUUCUGUGUAACAUACUCAGGUGGUAAUGAAAUCCUAAUAAAACCCCAUUACUCAGUCCAUCUAUAGACUCUGUUGUUGUACACUCAGCCAAACUGUGAAAGUACAUUUCCUCCUCUGACAAAUUGCCCUCUCGUGGACCUUCUGCAUCUUGGAUUUAUGUUGUAGAUUCUGACUGGAAAAGCUACAACAGUUGAUUUACAUUUAGAGGAGCGCUAUAAUUGUAAUGUGCUGAAGCUGCUGCUGCUGCUGACUGAACUGAUACACUUAUCCUGAAAGUGUCCUAAAAAAGUGCCUUUGUACUGCAACUCAUCUGAAGAGGCACUAUUAUUAUGUGUAACCAGCCUCACCUCCAGAACAACAUUAGUGUUUUAGAAAAGAGCCAAUGGGAAUCUUAACCUCAGUUCUUUUUAAAGCACAUUACUUCACUUUAACUGAUGGUUGAGUGGUCCUUCUAAUUACCUCAGCCAUAGUAUAAUGAUGCUCGCCCCUGGGUCUGCUCUUGCCACUGCGGCCUCACUGCUGGGACGCUUCAGGGAGGGGGUCUGAUCAGGCAGCAGUCAGACGGAUACCCUAUGAUCGGUAUUAUCCCUAUCUGUAGGAAUAAUUAACCCACUUUUAUCUUAUUUCUGUGUUCGUAUUUAGGCUACGCACCAUCUGUUUUAAGACCGUAUAAGUCUUUAAGAGCCAUCAAGUUCAACCUUAGCCUUUCCUAUCAGUCUUAGCUGUAUCCAGCUUUGUUUUAAUAUGCAAAUAUUAGUAUUCUCAUAGUCUAAACAAGGAAAGAACAUGAUAAGCGUACAUUGGCUUGAUAAACAAUGGCUUAUGAUCGCUUUCGUGUAUUUAUUAAAACAGGAGUUUAAUGUAGGAAUGUAAAUUUUUCAUGAAUACAGGACUUGUAUGUUGAUUAUCAAUUAAAUUAGUAUCUUUAGGUGCUGAAGCAGCUAACUGCUUUUGCAUUUGAACAGAAAUUCGGAUUACAACCGAGCGGCAGCCUUCAGUCUUGAGAAAUGAAGCGACGCAUAAGCACGAAAACUGCUGUUCCCAGACUGCCCACUGGCAGCAGGCUGCAUAGGCACCAAAAACCACACACAUGCAAUGACAAGACAUGCAUUUGUUUGAGUGAAAAUAAUCACAUUUGCAGCCUGAGUCAAAAAAACAUUUCUUUUUCUGCAUAGCUCAGGGCUCCCAUGAUAUGAGGAGUAAAUUUUUUCUGUUUGUUGUGAAGUUAUAAAGGUUUGGAGAUUGGUGAAUCGGAGGCACAGCCGACUAGACUGAAGGCAGGUACACUGUGGCCAUAUGCAAGGAGGCUAAAAGCCUUAAAGUUAGGUUAAGCAGCAUUACCAAUAUGGCGACUGCACCCUUGAAACUCUGCUUCAGAAACAAAUUGGUGAUGCUACGUCCAGUUACUAUACAAUCUAUGAUUCCAACCAGUUGACUAGUCCAGAAGUAAGAAAACACUCAGAAAACAGUCCAAAUUUAGCUGAAUUUAUUUAACACAGUUACAAAUGGAGCUACAGCCACGGCUAGUUGUGUGGCUACAGUACAGCUGAGACAUAACACAUGAAAUUUGAGAUUUAUGAUAGAAAUAUGUUGAAUCAAAAUAAGAUAAAAUGGAAUAAAAUCAAUUGAAAUAAUACAAAUGCUGAUAAUUUGUUUAACAGACCAGUUAUUUUGGUGCUGACUAUCCAGGGUGAUGUUUCAUCAGUAAGCUGAUUGAACAUGUAUCAAUCAAUCAAUCAGUCACUCUUUAUUUAUAUCGCACUUUUCAUACUUUGAGCUUUAAAAACCAAUAAAACAACCUGAAAAUCUAUUCUCAAAGAGACGGAUAGCCAAUGCAGAGACCAAAUCGGUGUAAUGUGAUUGAACAUGUACAUCCCAAGUGUAUAUGAAAUUUUCUCAAUAUCACUAAAUUUAUGAACUUUCAACCUGUAACACAGCAGAAAAAACACAAACAUUGUUUUAACUUGACAGAGUGAGAUAAUUACCCUGUGAAUAUUGAGGAAGUGUCCCUGAGCAAAGUAAUGGUUCUUCUUUGCUCUGAGGGGGCUUGGGUGUGUUGUAAAGGGAAGCGAAGCAAAGCCACAAAAAAAAAACAUCAAUCUUGACAGUUUUUCCUAGAUUAGCACUGUGUUGCAUAAAAAGUUGAGAAAGCUUUGAGUCAUACUCAUAAAUCUGUGCAGGAAACACAAAACUGGUUUAAAUGAUUUAUCUGUGUGAUAGUUUGAUACUGUUUACAAUUUUAACCCUGAGUCUCCUGACCUUGUGUGUAAUCCACACUGUUUUUUAUUAAGUUGAGGGAGGAUUAGCUUCCCAAAUCAAAAUUCCAAACAUUCCUAACAAAGAAUGUUCGAUCAGCGCUGAACCCGAGGCAGACAGGGAAAUAAACCGCUCCUGACUGACACGCCAAACUUUCCUGGCACUGUGGAUCACCUGCUCAGAGUGUUAGGGUGGGGGAGGAGAAAGGGGGCCUGUGGUUAGCGACUCCAAGGUGCUGGACUGAUGAGACUUCGCCCUUUAUUUUAACAUGUGGUACUUAUCAGGGAAAGCAGAGUGGAGGAGCAGCCAGCUCACAGCACUAAUAGGAAUACAGUGCAGUAAAAACAUUACUCAUCCUCUUAUCCUCUCCUGUUGUGUUUCACUUGGCCAGCUCAGGGCCGUGUGAACUGGUUCCGUUCGGACCGUUUUGCGUUGUUGUUCUCUCAGAGGGAUGGUGGGCUGAAAAGUUGUAAGCUUUCUGACAAGGUUGCAAACUUUUUCCUUACUUUUGAUUAAAACUUUUAGAAAGUUUUGUGAUCGAAACAUAAUCUACAGUCAUAACAAUGCAGUAUUUUCCUUUAAGAUAUAUCUAUAACUUUGAUCCACUGUGGGAAGUAAAGAGGUGUUCGAUGCAGUGUGGGAAGCUUCAGUACUGGUCACUUGAUUGGACGUUUGCAUGGUUGCACAGUCACGAACAAAGGUUGCCUGAACGGUGCAUCCACCCUUUUGUUCCAACAUACAAACAUGCAGUGGGAGGCAGUGGGGUGAUGUUCACAGGGAGUUGGGGCUCACAUGCAGACAAGACACAAUAAAUUACAGAGGACCCUAAAUGCCUGGGGAGUACUUUACUGAGGCAGUAACAAGGGGGUGAAUUGUUUACCCUGCCUGGAAAUUGUGACCUAGUUUUCUGGGAAUGUGUUAUUCAAGCGAGCCGUGGGUUGCCCAUCUUCAUAUAUAGAACCAGGGGCACAGUCCCUUCUUACUUUUUUUGGAGGACUCACCAGGGCAGACAGAGAGAGAUGACUCGAGUCCAGCUGAAUAGGUACAUGGCUAAUAGGAAUAAAUACGCUGAUCCAGCAUGUAGUAUUUUUGUAGGACAAGCAGAAGGUGUGGGAAACCCCCUCUGACUGUGACAAAAAGGCUCAGAGCUCCGACCAGGCUGUCCCGAAAUAGUCUCAACAUCAAAAAAACAGAUAUUGGAAUAAGUCCUCAUAAGAGACUGCUGGCUUGGAUUAUGCGUUAAGUUCCAUGCCCAGGAAUUCAUGUGGUCUCUGAGGGUUGGAACACUUCAAAUACAUUUUUUAGGGGAAAGUUGCAGAUGUGGAAAAGAGCAAAACUCUCUCUGCUAUGUGCAACUGUGAAUCCUGGUCUCAUAACACUUCCAGAAUUGACUGAGCAUUUUUUUUUUUUCUGUGAUUUGUUGCCUCUGCCAGGAAUAGAUGAGCGAUGUAAUUAGAAGUGUUAGUAGUGUGAAAGCAAGCCAGGUGUCUGUGAUGCAGCUAUGGAGAGAAUCAGGCAAGACUUCAUAGAUGCAUAAUGUAUUAGACUUUGUGUUAUAAAAAAAACACUGACAUGUUUUAUGAGCAAUGAGCAAAAAUGGCUUCAUGUAUGAGCAAAGUGUCAUUCAAAUCAAUCUACCUUCUGUGUGUUAUUUCUGUGGCUCUGGCAUCUUUCAGCACAUUGUUUUGGUUUAAAGCCUGCAGUUGUAUUUUUAAUGAUUUUUACACCCUCUCAUACAUAAACCUUAUUCUGGGCGACAGUAGCUGGCUAGCCUCAAUAAUCCCACCACACACCAAGCAUUAGAUUGACAAAUAGACAGUGUAGGUCCCUAGCUUGGGAUUAGCCUCUAGCAUCGACAUAGAAAGGUAUUUUCCAGACAGUAGAUAACAGAUUACACACGACAAUGGAGAUAAAGAUGGCAAGAAAUGUUACCCCAAACAAAUAAUAACAAUGCUUUUUCAGCUGAUCACUGAAUGCUGACACAUCAACACACAGAGUGGUUGUCCUUUCAGACACACUGACAGUUAACUAGUUUCAUUAUCUGCACAUGAAGCACUGCACAGAGAAGGAAGAAAAUUAAAAGCUUCAGAUGUUCGUGGUCGACCAUAACCGGCCAGUUAAGGUGCUGGCAAAACAUAAAACACACUCAGCGAAGUCUGCUCUCAUGAGAACUAACUAACUCUGUGUGUAAGAUCUUGCAUGUUUUAUCCAUUUGUCAUAGUGCAUUGUGUAUACAUAAUGUAUUGUUUCUAUGUUUUUGAACAUCUGCCUUAGGACAACGGAUUAAAAUGAGCAUUUAUGCUAACUCGGGCAUAUUUAUAUUAAUGCUUUUGCUGACAUGUCAAUUAAUGUGCAUUGUCCUAAUUCAAAUAAAUAAAUAAAUGUAGUGAAGCAAACCGAAGUCAUAGCAAAAUCAUAUUUAAAGUCAUUGAUUUAGUCAAUGAUUAGCUGCCUGAUUUGCAACUUUUUUCACAAAACAAAAAAUGCAAUUUAAUCAGACGUUUGGCUGCAAAAUAAAACAUUACAUCUUGAUUUUCUUUUGAUUAUUUUUGUGUGAGAAAAUUAUUUUACCACCUUUAUUUUGACUUUUGAGGAAAUUUGCAAAAUGUUUUUUUUUAUCAAUCAAUCAGUCUUUAUUUUUUUUAACACUUUUCAUACAAGGAAAUGUAGCACAAAGUGCUUUACACAAACGAAGAAAAAGAAAGAAGGAAUAUCCAACUCUACCCCACCCCAUCCCCGUCCCUUCAUCCCCACCCUGCAAUCCAAGCACAACAGGAGUGAGUUUUAAAAUGCAUUGACUUAAAAAAGAACUCGAUUUAGUAAAAACAGGAAUAUGUGCACUGAGGGAACGCCAUCUUAAAAUUCAAGAUGUGGAAACACCGGAGGUUAGGUUAAAAUCUAAAGACAAAGUAAAAUAAAAUGAAAUCUAAGAAAUAAUGAAUAAAAAUGAAAUAAAAACAAAGUAAAAAGAUACUAAAAUAUGAUCACCAGAACAGCUCAAUAAAAGAUGAUCCUGACAUUAAAACCAGAAAGACAAAUGCUAAAACUCACGAACAAAAUUAAGUUAAAUACAUAAAAUUUAGUUCAAAGCAAGGCUAAAAAGGUAUGUUUUGAGUUUGCUUUUACGAUAAAUAAGUUUAAUCUUAAAACAAUCUAAAUCUUUUAAAAAGUCUCUAGUGCGUGUUUUAUAUAUUCCAAUGAAUUGAUCAAUACUCUAUCUGAUCAGAUUUAUUGGGAUCUAAUGGCUUUUUUGCAUGUUGGCUUCACUCCUCUGCUCUGAAGGUUGCUGUUUGGUUGAAUUCUGCUGUAAUGUUCAUUUCAAUAUGAGCUGAUUUGAAACUGUAUGACUUUUAGAGCCAGCCUCAAAUCUACACGUAAGAAACUAGAUUUUUGCCACUUUGCACUCCCACAUUGGCUUCAGUUUCAACACCAUGGUUGCAAACGUGUUAACACUCAGUAUGUUCUGUUGCCUCCUAACGAAAACCAAAUAAAACAGAUUAUUAGCAAACGAGAAAGAUAAUUCAAUCCUACUGUAAUUUUAAUGUCUUUAUUUUUGUCUUUCAAAAUAUUUGAGUGGUAUUAAAUCUCUACUUUAAUGCUUUAUUCAAACCAUGUUCCACUAAUAUGCAUUUCAUGUAUUAACUUGUAUUGUUUAAGGUCCCAGAGAGAGACAGAUGAUGUACACACAUUUUGAGGAUAAUGUAAGGAGAGCAUAUCAGUGAAUAGGUGAUAAUUAUCGAUUUUAAGUCUUAGUUGUCUUACUCUUGUUAUUUGAGGUUUUGGUGUGCCUGAAUUGUGUGCCUAUGUCUGCAUCUAUAUAAGAGUUUGUGUAAGUGAGAUUGCUCUUUAGUCAGCUGUGCAACAAACUCCCCUGCCCACACAUGGCUUCACUCCUCCACAUUCAGACACAGUGAUGAGUCAUGUGCUCCAUUCUUACACUUUUGUUCUCACUGUGUCUUGUUGGGAUGUACUGACUCUUAUCUAUCCGUCUCACACACAUACACAUUUGGUGCCUCUGAGUCUCCGUUUCAACAAAAGAUACACAUUUCAAGAGUGUAUUGUAUUCCCCCUGAUGUCCUCAUACAAUGUGUCUUGUUGGACGUCUUGUCCUGACAUUGAACUUUGGGAAGUUGAUGAACUCUCCGGCAACCUCUUUAUGUCAACGGUGCAGCAAGCAGGGCCUGCGUUUGACAUCAGCAAAAUUGUCCCAGUGCAUUCUCAUCAAAUGGCUUCUCCUCAGUAGGUGACUACAGGACAUGGGUGAGAAAUGAGCCAAGAGGUGAGGAGUGGAGAGGAAAAUAGGAACGAGUGGAGCAGAUCAGUUCAGUAGAAAAUCUCAACUUUAGGAACAAGAGUGCUGAUAAUACUGCUGGUACUCUGUGGUACUUGAGUGAAGUGAUCUUUGCUAAGCACUCUUAUACUUGCAAUUAUUUAAGCCAUUUACAAAAUAUUGAGACACUCAAUGUGUUGUCCACCAUCGAGAACCUUGCAUGACUUUUCAAAAUUGCAUUGACUCAUUUUAUACCUUGUUGGCUGUGUGGCUACUGUGAGAGCAGAGUCAGUGUUUUUCUUAGUGAGUCUAAAGGUGAUGGCGAUGCAGACCCUGAAACUCCACUCUUGGCUAAAGCUUUUGCUCAUUCUGUUCCACAGAUACACAUACCUGCCUCCUCCUGCCCCUAUCCCUGCUCUCCUCUCUCCCCCCUGUGGCUGCGUGGUAGUUUUAGAAGAUACAGCAGGACACCAUCAAUCUUAGUGGGAGCACAACUUCCUUGUGCCCUGAGCUGCUUGUAUGAUCGUGCACAACCAUAGUUAUAAUUGAAAUCAAAAUCUGGCCUAGCUCUGGUAUCUUAAUAGUGAAAGUGGAGUUUUGCUGCAGUCAUCCAAGUGAAUUAGAAAGCUUUUAACCAGAGCCGGCCCAAGCGUCAAUGGGGCCCUAAGUAAAAUUUGAUUUUGGGGCCCUCUUUUUCUGCCAAUAAUAUUGAUUGUUGAUCAUUCACACACCUUCACAACUCUCUUUGAUUAACAUUCCAUGACAUGAAAACAUACCUUAACUUGGCGUUUUUUUCUCUUCUUCCUUCUUCUUUUCUCUGCUCCUGAAGGAUUUGUCCUUUUGUGGGACAUCGUUUUGCCUCACAACUACCCGCGCUUCGGAUGCUCAGUGCACAUUGCACAAUAAUAUAUAUUUGAUCAUGCAGAAAGCAUCACUCAUACAAGCAAAAAAUAAAAAAUAUUGUUAUUUUUUUUUUUUGAUUGCUCUUGGGGGCCCCCUACUGGCCGCGGGGCCCUAAGCAGGCGCUUAGUUCGCUUAUGCCUUGGGCCGGCUCUGCUUUUAACAUUAAAAUAAAACAGUUUUAAGCAUCAAAAUGUCAAGUUGUUGUGUGGUUGGUUUACCAGAGACCUGACGAAGAUCUGCGAAACAAAUGACUAGUUUUUGUGUUAUGUGCUAGGUAGCAAAUUUUAGCUAGCUAAUCUAAUUUAUGAUGGUAGCUGUGGUGAGCAAAUGCUAAAUUAACAUUAGCAUGUUUUUUUUUUGUCUUUAUUAGCAUGCUUGCACGACAAAAGCAUCUAGCCCAAACAUCACAUUUGAUGGACUCUGAACCAAAGAACCAAAAGGGUGGAAAUGUUUUUUUGUUUUUUUUCAUGAGACAGGAUGAAAAAAAAUUUACAAUAUAGGUCGCUCAGAUACUGACUUGAUGAGUAAGUCAGUCAUGAGUCAUAUAGUUCAGCAACAAGAUAAGAUGAGCACUUGCAAAUAUGGAGACAUUACUUCCAUGUAAACAGACAUCUCCCACCCCCACAUCUUCACCCAGUGCCUCACUCAGAGGAAAAUAGUCGCUCCUUUGUGCCCAUGAUUGAUCGGAGGAAUCUUUUACACAACCAAAGUAUCAGACUUUGGGACACUGAGAUGUUAUAACAAGAAACAAUAACCACAGUGUGAAAAAUACACUUAUGUCAAGUACUUAUUAUCAUCCAAGUAAAAGGGAAAAAAGCUCAUUAUUGUUUUCUUUCUCACAGAUAUUCAAGAGUGUUACGAGGUGACCUUGCAACUGAACAAGGAACAAACUGUUGUGAAAGAAGACAGCAGGCAGGAUGCGUGGGAGGUAAUUUUCCUUCUUCACAUUAUAGAUUGUAGGAAAUGAGCUUAUGUUUGCGUUCUAUCUGUUGUUUCAUGUGCUUUUAUGUGAAUUACAUUGCCUUCUGGCUGCGCAAAAAAAAGCUGUUUGGCAGCCAACACGAGGUGUCACUACCUGUGUCCCUUGCUUGCCUACAUUGAUUAAAUGUUAUCAUGAGUCAUGGCAGGGGGCUGAUGAGCAAGUGUCAGACAAAAAGGAAAAAAGGUUGGAAGAAGGGACUCAUUGGAAGAGGGAAAAAGGGACUCACACUGAGUCAAAGAAGUGCUGAUUUAUGUUUGAAAUUAGCUUGUCAUUUUUCAAUAUGCAUGUGUUUGUCAGACUCACAGUUGUUUAGAGUAUUCUGACUGUAGGACACAAACAACAUCAACUCACUUACCUGAGAAAAGGUUCUUUUAUUGUGACUUUAAACCUGACUCAGAUGUUUAUCAAGGCUUAGACAGAGCUCUAGUCUGCAUGUUACAGCAAGUAUCACCUUGUGCUAGUCCCGUCAGCCUUUGGCAUGAAAGGAACUUUUGAUUUCAUAUGACUUGCAUGAUUUAAUGCCAUCUUAUAACUUCUAACUUCUAAUCCGAUAUUCCAUGAUAUGAAGCUGAUCUUGGUUCAGUUUAAAGGGCCAAUAAACUAAACGUAAUUUUGCCUGUUUCACACAGAUGAGACCGUAGCUCCUUCAUCAUUUUUGUGUCUUUCUGUGUGAGCAUAGUGAAAUAUACAGGGGCAGAGACAUAAUUGGGCAUAUUUUUUAAAUGUGACUUUGGUUUUUAGGAAAUCAAAUUAUCACAAUUCAAUUGUACACAUAAUGGCCAGCUUUCUUCCCUCAUAAACUGGAUUCUUCUGCUCAACAGUAAAAGACUGAUUUUGUUUACGUCACAAGUCUCACAAACUCUUUUAUUUUGCUGUCAGGAAAUUGAAUAAGCCAUUAUUUUUAACAUUUUUAACAAUCGUCAAGAAGUUUUAUUGCUUUAGUAUUUAAACUUUUAAGUACUGAUCAGUUGAUCAAUCAAUCUUUACUCGAUGUUCUCCAAACAAAGGGCUCAAAAGAGGUUUUUAUUCUGUUUCUUUUGAUCUAAAUUCUGAUUUUGAUACAGUCAACAAUGAAAUUCAAUUCAAUCAUCUGUCUGAAGUUGUUUGUUGGUUUUAAGGAGGAAGCACUGGACUGGUUCAUAUCUUAGUGGACAAGCAGAUGUUUGUUGAUGUUUUAUCUCAUCUUCAUCAAGCAACUCCUUUAACUCUAGUGGUUUCACGAGGCUCUAUUUUUGGUCUCCUGCUCUUUUCAAUCCACAUGCUCCCUCUUGGCUAGGUCGUAAGUAAAGAACACUAUAAAGAUGAUGAAAUUCAUUUUUUCAAGAAGUCCCUUUUACUGUCUCGGUCGACUGACAUCAAAUCCUGGAUGUCCUACACUUCUUUAACUCUCUCUGAAAGAUUUCAUGACUAAUAUCCUGUUUUCUGCUUUCUUCCCCCCUUCUUAUUACAUUUCUUUUUCUUAACUAUUUGAUGUUUUUAUUUUGGUCCUCGUGGUCUCAUUUUAUGUUGUAGGGUCCUUGUAUUGUCUGGGUUUCUUUUGACAAAUGAAAUUGGCCUUCAGUUCAUAGGCCUUGUUUUUAACUGAGCUUUUGUUGUUUAUUUCCAUGUGCUGAUGCUUUGCAACUGUUUGUCAGAGCACUUUGUAAACUUAUGUUUUUAAAAGUGCUAUAAAAAUAAAGUUAUUAUUAUUAUUAUUAUUAUUAUUAUUAUUAUUAUUAUUAUUACUCCAUCUAACUUACAAAAAGGUGUUUAUAGCUUGAUUCCUGGUCUGGGUCUGUUUUCAAUGAUAGUAAAUGAUAGAAGGUAGGAAAUGCACAACCUGACCAAAUCUAAUUUUAAGACUGUUAAACCCAUGUAUUGUAAUGCUGGUGCAAGUUCACUCGCUUUUUACAAAGUGUGAGUGCUGGGCAUAAAAACGACGAUUGUAUCACUAGAGCUGCUCCCUGUGACAUGUUACACAGGAUGUACGACAGGGCCCAUAGCGUUCAUGGCAGGUGGUUAGUGAGAAAACUUCAGAAAUCUGAACUAUACGACUGUGACCCCUGUGUGACUACUCACCGCUGGCAGGACAGCGAACUCUGUCUGCCAAUUUAAUCCUCACAUGAGAUAAAAAAUUUUAAUCUAUCAGUUUUCUGUCAUGCUUAACAGCCCCCUCCCUCCACUCAAUCACUUAAUGGCAAUAUGUUUUUAAAAGUCUGUGCUCAGUCUGAACUGGAUUAUGUGUGCUCACUUGAACAUAGGACCUACAAUACACUUGACAUUUACUGUAUUAAAUGGGUGCUUAAGUAUAAAGACACAGUCACCCUGUAUAUGACUGUGCCUUGACCCGCUUUAGAGAGUGGAGUAACUAACAUUUCAAAGAGUCACACUGUGUUCAGAACCUGAUAGCAUAUUGACUGUCUCCUUAAAUAUAAUGUGAGUCUUGUGUAAGUCUUCCUAAGAGUAACUACUUCUGAUAAUGUUGCAUUGGUACUGGGUUAUUGUUACUGUUAUUGUCUGAAGAAUGUCACAAUGCUGAAGUACCUGUUCAUUGUCUGCACCUGUCAUGACCGAACUUUUGUCCAUCUAAAUCGAUUUUAAUUGGAUUUAAUAUAUCACCAUGGAUUUACAAUGGAGGUCAAUAUUCAUGGAUUAUUUUGAAGAAAUUCAGUUACCAAUCAAUCAAAACUUUAUUUAUAAAGUGCUUUUCGUACAAAAUAUGCAACACAAAGUGCUUUACAGAUUAUUGAAAACAAUCCCAAGUCAGUAGCUUAACAUUUUAUCUGUUAACUUCGGUAUUUUCAAACCACUAUUGAUACCUUUUCACUUUUCAUUACCACUAAAUUUAUGAUCACAUUGAUAUAAUAACUUUCAAACCAUUAGCUUACUGCUUGUUUGCUAGAACCGGGUUUAAAAAGGCAACAAAUGUUACUUUAAUAGUCCUUAAUCAAUUAGUUGAUCUUGCCGAACAUACAUUUUUUUAAGUUAUUUUGGCACAUUUGGCUAACUUGAUGAGUGGGCCUCCACUGUGCAAUGUUUGUUAGAAGAAGAAACUUAAAUGUAGUUCAGCCUCUCGUAAUGGUAGCCUAUCCUAGUAUUAUGAACACAUAAAAACACAAACACAUAUUCUGACCUGUCACAUGGCAGUGUUGUUUUCGUUGACAAUGACGUUGACGAAAAUAUUUCGUCAACGUCAUUGUCAACGAAAACAACACUGCAGAAUAUAUGUUUAGCGUUUGACUGACGAAAUGCUCGUGAAUUUUGCAACGCUGUUCGUCAUCCACCACUAACGUUUUCAUCUAGUCUCGUCUCGUCAACGUAAACGCACAUUCGUCUCGUCACAUUUUAGUCAUCUAAGACUUAUGUUUAGCUCGUCAGCAUCACGUCCUCGGAGGUUGACAAAAUAUUUUCGUCAAUGAAUAAUAACACUGUCACAUAGGAGUCACAAGGACUGGCCAAAACUAAACGUGCAUUUGUGGAAUUUUUUAUGCAGGAGAAAAAUCCUUUUUAGUCUUUGCUAGGCUGCUAAGAAAUUUCAGCUCUGUAACAAAUGUAACAAAAAUAUGCAGUUCUACAUGAUAUCAAGUAACACAAUUCACAAAAUAAUGUAUAAAGCUGUAGUGUAUACAGAAAUUAAAAGAUAAAAUCAGCCACUCAGUGAACUUGUUCCCUGCUGAUUCUCUUGAGGUCCACUUCUGUGUCACAUGACUGUAGUCUGACACGCCUCCAGCUCAGCAGACAACCUUAACCACAAACUGUGGCUACAACUUGAACUUUACAUAGUUAUUCUAAGCUCCUCUCUCCCUCUGUGAUCCACCCAGUGUAACUUCUAAUUCAGUACUGUGUUACUCAUCUCCGGAUCCAGGCUGCUUGCUGGGUCCAGAUACAGACCUGAAGAACCAGAGAGAGAGACAGAGAGAGAGAGGGAAGAUUGUAAGGGAGGGGGAGAGAGAGAUGGAGUAAGCUUCUUAAUGGACACUCUCAUCAGUAUUCUAGCCAUGCUGUCACCUGGAGUGGAGGAUGGGCAAAAAACUAAAUGAGUCUGCAAAUUCCCUGAUUUAGUGCGGAGUGGAAGGUGAGAGUCGAGAUUAGCUCUUUGAGAAAGAAACAAAACAAGCCUGGAGAGAAGGAGCGUUCUUUUAAGUUGAUUUCCAUCAGUAGCAUUUGGACUGAAAAAGCCUCUUGAUGUAACAUGAGAUUUCAUUUCAAAUGCAGAAUAUCAUGAUUUACUGUUAUUGUAUAAUUUGAGGUCAUCAUUAAUAAUGUGCCUGCACAGUAUUGUAUGUGGGAAAGUGAGCCCUUUGCACCCUAACCCUAGAGUGCAAAAGGCGAAGUCUCUGCUGCCACUAUCAAACAGAGUGGGCAGCUGUGGGUAUGUCUGAGAACCUGCCUAUCAGCACUAUGAGGGAUUAAAGCAGUCGAAGAGAAACUUAAAUGCCACUGAAAACAUUUUUUUUAUUAUUUUUAAACAUUAUUCUGUCAAUAUCAGUGACAUUUUGAACACUUGCAUGUGACUUUUUAUUAGAAUUAUACCAAAUCAACAUUAAACACUGGUUCAAUGCAGUAAAUAAUGAAGACACUAAUUUUAUUGCGGACCCACUCUACUUUAUUUUGUCCUAUUCUGUUUUAUUCUAUUCUGUUUUAUUCUGUUGUAUUCUUUUCAGUGCUGCUGUAUUCUAUUUUAUUCUGUUGUAUUCUAUUUUAUUUUGUUAUUUUCUGUACUUUCAUUCUACUCUGUUCUUUUCUAUUGAAGUUUUGUCCAUCUACUAAACCGACUUGUGACGUUUCCUUCAUUGAUUUCAUAUUGAACUCUCUGCGCAGUUGGUAUUUUUCAUUUCUGGCAUUUUUUAAAAAGGGUCCAAAAAUACUUAAGGGUUGUGAUUUAAUGACUGAAUAUACAUUUGGGUCACACAAUAAGCAAGAAAUUAUUAUUAUUAUUAUUAUUAUUAUUAUUAACUUAUGGUUUGAGGAUUUAAAAAGGGGAGUUGACAGGGUUUUUUUUCAGACAGGAGGGGCUGCAUGAAUCUUUGGUGAGAAUCAUCCGGAACUAGUUUAUCAGACUUAAUAAAAUUACUUAGCUGUUCUUGUCCCAUAGGACCAGGGGGAGGAGGAGAAGAUGGAAGGCGUGUCUCUGGUGCGAGUGACCAGCAGGAGGAGCCCUCAUAAAGUGGAGAGAGUUUCUGGCUUGGUGGCUCAUUCCCACAUCGACAUCCCAAAUGUACGUAAAGUAGUUGUGUUUCUUGAACCCAUCUUUUGCUUUUUUAUUGUCAUCAGGCAUCAAGAGAACCAGUCAGUCUUAAUAACUGUAAUUACACUCUGCACGUGUUGCAUUAAAACAUCAGGGGCCCUGUUCAGAUUAUCCAAAGCACUUUGUCGUGUGUAAUACGCAAAGCGAGGCAUGUUGUGCUGUGUUAUGCCCUUCUUGCCAUCUCAACAACACACCGCCUUUGCACCUGACCACACCUCACUUUGAGACUGACACACGCACAGGUGCCACUUGGUGUUUACAUAAUGUGGGCGCCGGGUGUAAAACUGACGAGUGUUGGGUGGGAAAAAACAAAACGCCUUUCAUAAGGAGCAUGAUAAGACAUGGAGAUUGUAAAGUCUGAUUCAUGUAUUUUAACAUGUUAAUGUGUUCAGGCUGCUUCAUGCUAAUAUCACAGAGUUCAAACAUUCAUUCAACAUUUUGGUGUAGUAAAUCACUCCUUUGUUGAGACCGAACUAUGCUGAUGUGAUGAAGACAUUGAACUACUGUUUUCCUGGUUGAUAGGCUAAUGAAGUCAGAGUGUCUGAUUAAUCAUGCUCAGUCCAACGCUUCUUCAAUUAAUCAGCAGCUCAGUAACAUAAUGUAUUGUAAAAACAUGGAGGAUAAUCAGGCCACAGCUUGUGUUAAAACAACAAUCAAUGAUAUAAUCAAUUGGCUACUAUGUGACCACAGCUAAUGUUAGCAUUCAAUCACUUACUAGCUAAUAGCACUGUUAGAAAGUCCUUAAAAGCUAAAUUCACUGCUUAGUGGUGAAAAGGAGUAGUACUGGUUCAUGUAUUAAGGAAUAUUUCACUGUAACUGAAUGAAAACAAACAAGCUAAGGAGUGAUUGAACGCACUCUUAGCCGUUUCUUUACGUUAGCUAACAGUUCACCAAAUAGCUACUGUUUGUUUUAGUAGUUUGACAGACUGGUGGGCCGCCAGGUUUUCUUUAUUGGGUUUCAUUUAACUGUACUAGUCCAAUGUAACAGUAUUAUAUCUUCAAAUGUGUAGCAAGCUAAAAGACAGUCCAGAAUGUAGUCUUCAAUUUGACAAUUUUUGGAAGCCAGGAGGUUACAUUUUUAUUCUGUCUGUAACCCAGCUACAUACAACACAAUGUGAUGAAUCAGCUCUGUUGUUGGGGGUCUGUUUUACUUAUUAGUGAAUAAUAAUGUUAUCCCGUUUCCAAUCAUUAUGCUAGGCUAAGCUAAAUACCAUCUGCUGAGCCCAAAACACAAAAAACUGUGUAAUUAAUCUUCUCCAUAUCUUAGCAAGAAACCAAAAAAACCUUUUCCCAGAAUGCUAAAUACCGUCCUCAGUAUGACCCCCGGUUCAACAGGAAGUGCGUGCCUGCUCUAGUCAAUACUUGUGUCUCUAUAGAAGGCGCUGUGGCUUGUCUUAACUUCAUUGGCUCAUCAGAUCAGAUCAAACUGGACAGUAAAUCAAACAUUGGAACAAUAUGAACCAUCCCCUCAUUUUCAAAAUUAAACACCAUGUACAGACUCCCAGCCGUAUGCCACCUUACAUAGAAAAGAAACACUUGUUGAUAAUGAACAUAUUUUUAACACGAACAGAAUAGUCUCAUAUCUGGAGUUUUAGCUGUCAACCGGGUUUUUAAGUGCUAUUAGACACACUUGAAGCUUCUGUGAGGAGUUUGACAUUUCUGGAAUAGAUUGAAAUCCAUAUUAAUGCCUUCUCAUGAUGUUCAAAAUCAGACAAAACCAGCGGUGACACAAUUUACUGUUUUUACAGCAUAACUUUUCAUGCCUGGAAUCAGUGAAGGAAAUAAGUGUCAGCAAAGCAGGAGAAAUAAAGGCCUGUUUUUACCAUUUUCACAUGAAAUGUUGAAGAAAAUUGAAACCUUUGACUGUCCGAAAUUAGUAUGAUUAUUUUAUUUUUGUCAUAAGACAUAUUUUAAGCAUGUAGAGCAGUGGUCCCCAGCCUUUUUUGUACCAGGGACCAGUUUCAUGCAGGAAACUUUUUCAAAGGACUGGAUAGGGGUGUGGAGGUUCUAAUAACAAAAACCUUAAUCAGUACAUAGUAUGUAAUCUGGAUACAACAAUUACAUUUUAUAUUAGGCACUUUUCAUUACACUUUAACAUCAACUCACCAUAAUGCAGAAUCAACCCUUUCUCUCUCCAGCGAACUCUGUUUCUGGCUCAUUUUUGCAAGAGCUAGCUUGUGUUGCUGAUGCAGGAAAAUGACGUGCUGAAGAGUCAAGCGCAGAAAGUGAGGCGAUGGCGGAAGUGGUGGUCUUUCAAAAUAAGAUACUGGGAGGAAGGAUGAAAAGAAAAAAAAAAUGUAAUCAUCGUUUUUACUUUUUUUGCGGCCUGGUACUAAUUGAUCCACGGACCGGGACCCGGUGGUUGAGGACCUCUGAUGUAGAGGACAAGAUAAGAAAAGACUACGUUGUCCACAGGGGGUGCCAGAGUUCACUCUAGUAGAAAGUUUAUAAUUGCUGUAUGAAGCAUACAUAGAUACAUACAUCCUCGAGGUAGAAACACAAUAGUCACAGAAUGAUAUUCAAAUGAGCUGUAAAAGAACCAAAUAAAGAAACAUAACAUGUUGUUAGUAUGCGCUAUAAGUCUACAGUGCUGUUCUUGGGUGAUCUCAGUACUUCUGUGAGAUCUUGUGGAGUUCUCGUAUGAUUUCAUGACCCCGAGAGUCAAGAUGCACACCAUUAAAUAGAGAAAACUGUUGUGAUGAAGGAAUGCAACACCCUUGCUUUCUAUAGAGCCAAGACGUGACAGUAAACCUGCUGCUCACAUGAGCACUGCCCUCGUAUCCCAUGAUCGGGAAUUGUCUCUUAGGCUAGCUGUGCCCCUCAGCACCUGGUUUUAAAUGCCUUCCCUGUUACAACAUGGCUAGCGGCACAUGGCAGCACAGUGGCCACAGGCGUCGGCUUUUCAGCUGAGCUCAGAACUAGUGCAGUGGUCAGGAGGAAGAAGGUGUGAGGAUCAGGAGGCUUUGAGGAGUAACGGAGAAAGAAGAGCUGGUAGCUCGUACGUGGAUUUAGUGCGCUCAUAUGAUCAUGUCUGCGUAAGAGCACAGUGAAAGUACAGGUUGACUCUGGUGAGGAGGUGUGUGUGUGUGUGUGUGUGUGUGUGUGUGUGUGUGUGUGUGUGUGUGUGUGUGUGUGUGUGACUCCUAUCGAAAGAAGGAGGCGAGGAAGCUGAGGAGCGAGCUGAGGAGGCGCAUGUAACAGGAGGGAGAGGGAGGGAGUGAGAGGGAGUGAAGAGGGGGCUGUAAGGAGGAAGAUAUAGUGGGGGAGGCUGAAGAGAGAGAGAGAGGGAGAUAGAAAGACAGAGAGAGAGAGUCAAAGAGAGACAGAAAGAGAGAGAGAGCAAGGCGGCUGAGAGGCGAGGACCGGUGCAGUGCAGAGCUGGAACGGACACCCAGAGCUCAGCCUUCCUCGGGUUGCCAUGGAAACCACAUUCCUCCCCCGCCUGCAUCCCUACAGACUGCUCUGACUCUCUUUUACUCUCUAUCUUUCUCUUUCCUCGCUUCUCUGUUUGUCAUCCUGUCUUUUUUCACCCCUCUUUUAAUUUGCGUCUUUGUUGUUGUGUUUUUUCUCUUCCUUCCUUCUCUCUCUCUCUCUUUAUCUCUCUCUCUUAUUUUCUGCUCUGCCUUUACACCAAACAGGCAUCUAGUGCGUCGUGAUGAUGCACACUCAGCAAGCACACACACUGAUUCCACAUGCAUUGCUCUCUCUCUCUCUCUCUCUCUCUGUGGCAAGGUGAAUGGGUAAUUACACUGAGUUCAUUUUGCAUCCGAACGCUCUCUGAGACUCGUAGGCAUCUUGUUGUGUUUUCUUUUUCUCUGCAUCUCUCUAUUUUUCUCUCUCUAUUUUUAUUCCCCCUUCUGUUCAGCACCAUGCUUCAGUAAUGCCCCCUCUAGUCAUCGCAUUUCUGCCCACACACAGGGCACCUUAGCUUGGUUUCUGCGCGGUUUAUGGUGACUGUCAUACUCUGUUGCAGCACCUUUGUCAUAUUUUACCCACAAUUAACACCUCCUGCUAAUAUUUUAACCUCCAGUUUGCACUCUCAUUUUCUACAGCUCUUUCUUUCUUUUUAAAAACCUCAACACUAUUCUCUGUCUUCCUCUCCUCCUUCUGUCAUUAUUCCAUCAGUUAGAGGUGCUGCGUUUGGUGUGUGUGGUGAAGCAGCUGUUCUCUGCCGCUGAGGCCUAUCAAUAG
Molecule: messenger RNA, 19960 nt
Organism: Xyrichtys novacula (pearly razorfish)
Lineage: Eukaryota; Metazoa; Chordata; Actinopteri; Labriformes; Labridae
Source: the annotation of a GenBank genome assembly